AUGAGGGAGGUGCAAGUGCGGCGCGUGACUGGUGGAGCCUUCCAGAGCGUGCAACCCUGGCGCAGCAAUCGCUACGGGCAGCGCGCUGACAGCUCAGCGUCCUUGUGGUGGGGGCCCAAGACGACGGCGCUGGAGCACCUCGCAGGAGGGAGCAAGCAGUUGGCCCAGGAGAUCGAGGAUCUCCAGCGCAAGCACGCGCCGCCGACGUGGCCGCGCCAGCCAGAUGCGUGGCAGGCUCUCACGAGAGCGAAGGGACAUCAUCAGAAGGCGCAGAAGUGGCUGCUGGAGUGCGAGGACGCGCUGGAGCGCUUGGUCAUCCUCCACGACGAGGCGCUCCUCCGUCGCGACCAGGCUUUGAAGGACGCCCACGACGCGGACCAGGAGGCGGACGAGAAGCUUGCGGUGCAGACGCCGCUCGACUUCCUCGUCGACGACAGGCUCCUGGACGCCAAGCUGGACGACUGUGAGGACGGCCCCGAAAAGGAGGGGGUGCUGGCUCUCCGCGCGACGGUGGCCGAGAUCCAGCAGGCGGGCAGGUCGCCCACGCAGCGGGUCGAGGCGGCGGAGGCCGGAGCUCGCCGGGCGGCGGGCGGAGACCGUGCCAGAGGCC
Prorocentrum cordatum is the source of this 610-nucleotide messenger RNA. The record is from the annotation of a GenBank genome assembly. Lineage: Eukaryota; Dinophyceae; Prorocentrales; Prorocentraceae.